ACGUCAUCGCGCAAUGUUUACGUUUCUCCAGCCGGGGAGAGAGCACGGAGCCGGGAGGAGGAGGAGAAUCGGGAAGAACCGGCGUCAGGGCUGAGCUCGGUCGGCCAGCCGUGCUCGCCGCUCGCCUCCAGUAAAGUGGCGAGCGCCCGCUCCCGAACGGGUGUCGUGCCCGCCCAUCGAUGUCCCGAUCGGAUACAGGCGGAAAGUCGCUGCAGGUACAAGUUGAUUGACGUCGAAGGUCCAUAUGCAACGUAAAGAAAGUAGAAGAAUGGUGGGAGCGCUGGAACCCCUUGGUGCCCUCUCCCGCUGGUACCUGUAUGCCAUCCAUGGGUACUUCUGUGAGGUGAUGUUUACAGCUGCUUGGGAGUUUGUCAUCAAUUUUAACUGGAAGUUCCCAGGAGUUACCAGUGUGUGGGCUCUGUUCAUCUAUGGCACGUGCAUCAUGGUGGUGGAGCGAAUGUACCUGUCUCUCAAAGACCGAUGCCCCGGUUUAGUGAGAUGCCUCAUCUACACCCUCUGGACCUACAUCUGGGAAUUCUCAACGGGAUACAUCCUGCGCCAGUUCAACGCCUGUCCCUGGGAUUACUCCCAGUUCGACUAUGACUUCAUGGGGUUGGUUACACUGGAGUAUGCGGUCCCCUGGUUCUGCGCUUCUGUCCUUGUGGAAAAGCUGGUGAUCAGGAACACCCUGCGUUUGAGGUUUGAUGAAAAUGGGGAGCCACGAUCUCCUGACAUUGCCCCGGCCACACUGUGGGACCACUUGAAGCUCAGGAAAGAAAAGUAGAGACCAAUCUGUAAUCCAUUUGAAGCGUUCCAGAAAUGGACAAAAGAAAACAGACAUUUAACAAGAGCUGUGUUUUUUUUUGUACUACUUCUUGUCAGAAAUAGCUUUUUCUUUACAAUGCUCCUCUGUAUGAAUGAUUCUUUCUGUGUGGUGUCCACACUUCCAGUGCAUGCACUGAUAUUGACAGGUACUUAAUCAUCGCACACCGUGGAUCAAGCCAGGAGAACGACAGAAAACCUAUUAUUUAUGCUAACUCAUUUCCUAAAACCUCCCAUUCCUCACUAACCAGUCUCUGUUCUGAAAAUUCACUCUGCUUUUACCUGAUUGGUUACUCUUACAAGAUAGUUAUGGACAUGUGACUAGGUCACACAUAAUACCAUUUUAUUUCUUUACAUAAUGCACCCAAUUUGUUCCAGAGUGGAAUUGAGGGCACACAUCAUUUGAUAUUUGGGUUGGAGCUCCCUCUGCAGACAACAUAAGAUGUGAUUAAAAAUGGGGUAUUAUGUAUGUUUGGAUCUUGGACUUGUGCCCAAUUGUUGUCCAAGGUUUCUCUCAGUUCCAUGUCUUAAUGAAACAUUUCUGCAUGCUGCAAUAAAACCCAUCAUGAUUCUGCUGGCAUGCUUUUUCUAGGAUUU
Messenger RNA from Mobula hypostoma (lesser devil ray), 1419 nucleotides. RefSeq names its product transmembrane protein 229B-like. The record is from RefSeq and is a predicted model, not a curated record. NCBI's taxonomy places the organism in Eukaryota, Metazoa, Chordata, Chondrichthyes, Myliobatiformes, Myliobatidae. Bases 245 to 784 code for a protein of 179 amino acids. The transcript is spliced from 2 exons.